UCACGUGAUCUCCAAAUCUGACAAUUCAGUUUUUGAUGUGUUUUAAUUUCCGCCUAUUCACGCCGGAUAGGCUAAUAUAGUAAACAAUUAUUAUUUUUCAUUGAAUUUUAAUAAAUUUUUGACAAUUUAAUUACAAUUAUGAGUUCCAUUGGAACAGGGUAUGAUCUCUCUGCAUCACAAUUUUCACCUGAUGGCAGAGUUUUUCAAGUAGAAUAUGCCCAAAAAGCUGUGGAAAAUAGUGGAACGGUAAUCGGCUUACGGGGUAAAGAUGGAGUGGUUUUUGCCGUAGAAAAGCUCGUUACAUCGAAGCUCUAUGAAACGGGAGCUAAUAAACGGAUUUUCAAUAUAGACAAACAUGUUGGAAUGGCUGUCUCUGGAUUAAUUUCUGACGCGCGACAAAUUGUGGAAACAGCAAGGUCUGAAGCAGCUAGCUAUCGUGCACAAUAUGGAAUUGGAAUACCACUCAAGUAUUUAAAUGAACGUGUUUCAAUGUACAUGCACGCUUAUACACUCUAUUCAGCAGUACGUCCCUAUGGAUGCUCCGUUAUCUUAAGUGCAUUCGAAACAGAUGGUCCUACCAUGUAUAUGAUUGAUCCUUCUGGAGUUUCAUAUGGAUAUUAUGGCUGUGCAAUUGGCAAAGCGAAACAAUCGGCAAAAACGGAGAUAGAAAAAUUGAAAUUGUCUGACAUGACCUGCAAAGAACUUGUGAAGGAAGCGGCGCGGAUAAUUUAUCUUGUGCACGAUGAACUCAAAGACAAACAAUUUGAACUCGAAAUGAGCUGGGUUGGUGUUCACACCAAUGGAAAACAUGAACGAGUUCCUUUGGAUAUAAAAACAGAAGCUGAAACCAAGGCACGUCAAGCAAUGGCUGAUGAUUCCGAUAGUGACACUGAGGACAUGUAAAAUGACAAGGGUUGAAGAAGAAAAAAAAAAUUGGUAAAAAUCGAUAAUCACAUUUUAAAUUAUUUUGCUCUCAUUUCAUGCAAAAAAAAAUUUUUUUUUUUUUUGCCUUUUUUGUAUGAAAUGCUUAAUUGUUCAAAAUAAAACGUCUAUUAUUGAUAAGAAAAUCGAAUAAAUGCGUCUUGUUUAUAUAA
Leptopilina boulardi is the source of this 1094-nucleotide messenger RNA. RefSeq names its product proteasome subunit alpha type-3 (gene Prosalpha7). The coding region runs from base 139 to 903 and encodes 254 amino acids. NCBI's taxonomy places the organism in Eukaryota, Metazoa, Arthropoda, Insecta, Hymenoptera, Figitidae. Gene Ontology annotation, cellular component: proteasome core complex, alpha-subunit complex; proteasome core complex; nucleus. The transcript has 4 exons. Gene Ontology annotation, biological process: ubiquitin-dependent protein catabolic process. The record is from RefSeq and is a predicted model, not a curated record.